AUUUUCCCCCAUAAAACCGCAGUUGGGAGAGAGAGAGAGGGGGAGGUGUUUUGUUCUUUUUAUUCAGUGUUUAUUUAUUCUAUUUUAGGCCUUUUACAUUCGCCUACAAAAGCAGCCCCUUUCCUCCAAAAAAAAAAAACAGCAUAAAGUACAACACACGAAAAAAAGAUGGGUAGACGUAAGGAUUACAUGGACGAUGGGGAUGACUCUUCUGAUGAGGAGUCAGGUCGAAUCAACUUUGAUAUUACAGAAGACGACCUUGAAGCGGAAAUGGCAGGGUUUGCAGGACUUGGACAACGUAAACGACAUCACCGAAAUGACGACGAGAGUAGUGACGAGGACGAUAGGCCACAAAGAGGAGGACUUGGUAUGAGUGGAUUAGGACCUUCUUUUCAACCCGCUACACCACAAAAGAAAGAAACUCCCACCACACCUAUACCAAGUGAAGAAACCCAACCCAAAUCACGUCUUAAAAAACCUGUCACCAGUGCAGCGGCGGCACCCCCACCAGGGCCUGGAUUUGGUAAAUUUAAUGCUCACUCGAAAGGAUUUGGUCAAAAGAUGUUGGAAAAGAUGGGUUGGAAAGGUAAAGGUUUAGGAGCAGAUGGUGCAGGUAUUGUCAAUCCUGUUGAGACCAAACUUCGUCCUGCUCGUAUGGGUCUUAGUUUUAGGGGUUUUGAUGAACGAACUGAACAAGCCAAAUACGAAGACAAAUUACGUAAAGGUGAAAUUUCAUCGGAAGAAGAAGUGGAGGAGACACCCAAACGACGCAAUGCAUGGAAAAAGACCAAAGAACCGGGCAUGACGACAUCAUUGCACAAUCGAAAAUCCAGGAAGCCCAAGACAGUCUAUAAGACUGCAGCAGAAAUUAUUGCAGAUACCGAAAAAGAUGGGAUACCCUCCACCCAAGAGCAUCCACAACAACAACAGAAAAUCAUUGAUAUGACAGGUCCCACGAUUCGAGAAAUAUCCAUGGCAGAUAUCAAGAGAACAGAUUCACCCACUUUGAUGGAAGUCACGACACGAUUACCGGAAUUAAGGCAUAACUUACGUCUCAUCGUUGAUCUCGCUCGACAUGAUCUCGAAAACCUUUCACGCGAGAAAAAAUCCACUGCCUUUCGUAUGCAAUCCAUGCAAGAUGAAUUAUCCACCAUCAAACAAUUUUUGGAUAAGGAACAAGGUCAAUUAAGACGAUUGGAAGAGUUAAAGGAAAUCGCGCGUCAAUUAGAGAAAUCAAGCCAAGUGGGGUUAGCCACGGGCGCCUUUCAAAAGGGUGAUAUCACAGCUUUAUUCGGUGAACAAUUCGAUCUCUUGGAACGCGAUUUUUCAACAGAUAUUAAAGAAUUGGAGAUUGAUACACUGGUGAUCUCGGUUUGGGCUCCCGUUUGGAAAUACAGUAGUAUGACAUGGCAGGUUUUACAAGACCCCACUUGGGGUUUACACGAUGUCAAGCGUUGGAAACGAUUAUUAACUACCAACGAAACUGAAGAAACUGCCUCUUGGUCAUCAAGGUCCAAGACUCAAGUGAAACUCGUUUGUACCCCAUUUGAGACCAUGAUGAACACAAUCUGGCUUUCCAAAGUGCGAAGUGCGAUAAAUAACGGCUGGGAUAUCUAUGAACCCGACCCAAUGAUUCAACUGAUGGAAGAAUGGGAGCCAGUUUUACCUCGAUUUAUAUACGAAAACAUCAUUCAACAACUCAUCUUACCCAAGAUUCAUCGAGCCGUAACGGACUGGAACCCACGUACGGACCCUGUCAUGAUCCAUACCUGGGUUCAUCCCUGGUUCCCCACAUUACGUGCAUGGCGACUAUCCGAACUCUUUACGACCAUCCGACACAAACUCUCUGUUGUUUUACGACAAUGGCACCCAUCGGAUGAAUCUGCACUUCAUAUUAUAUCACCCUGGAAAGAUGUAUGGACACCGGAUCAAUUUGAAGGAUUUGUGCUGAAAUCGAUUCUACCCAAAUUGACGUUGGUCCUGCGAAACGAAUUUGAGGUGAACCCACGAGAUCAACAACACAUGGAAGUCAUGAUGUGGUGCUUGGCAUGGAAGGAUUUGAUAUCCGAGACGGUGUUUGGACAAUUAUUGCAGCAUGAAUUCUUUACAAAAUGGCAUGCUGUGUUAGAUCAAUGGCUUCAUUUGGAUAUCGAACAAGUGAAUUAUGAUGAAAUUAGUCAGUGGUAUCGAUGGUGGAGACAGUUUUUUGAUUCGUAUGGUUUUGAUACGAAUAAGAUUGUGAUGCAAGAAUUUAGAAAGGCUUUGGAAAUGAUGAAUAAGGCUAUUGGAGGUGGUGAUGAAAGUUUAUAUUAAAUUAAAAAAAAAAGUUUUCAUUGGGGGAAGAAGGAUUUUAUCCAUCCCCCCGUGUUUAAAACACACAGGGAAUGACAAUUUUUUCUAUUUUCUUUUGUAUAUAAAAACGUCAUCUAUAGGACGCCCAAUUGUAGCACGUAUUAUUGAGACAGGUGUUUAUAUAAGAAAGAAAGAAAAAAUAGUAUGUUCUUACUCAAACGAAAAAAAUAUAAAACUGCAUGAU
Messenger RNA from Mucor mucedo, 2536 nucleotides. Its product is annotated as GC-rich sequence DNA-binding factor-like protein-domain-containing protein. Gene Ontology annotation, biological process: spliceosomal complex disassembly. The record is from RefSeq and is a predicted model, not a curated record. Gene Ontology annotation, molecular function: nucleic acid binding. NCBI's taxonomy places the organism in Eukaryota, Fungi, Mucoromycota, Mucoromycetes, Mucorales, Mucoraceae. Bases 169 to 2313 code for a protein of 714 amino acids. Gene Ontology annotation, cellular component: U2-type post-mRNA release spliceosomal complex. The transcript is spliced from 2 exons.